Macrosteles quadrilineatus (aster leafhopper) is the source of this 1703-nucleotide messenger RNA. Its product is annotated as ester hydrolase C11orf54 homolog. The coding region runs from base 12 to 1001 and encodes 329 amino acids. Gene Ontology annotation, cellular component: nucleus. Gene Ontology annotation, molecular function: zinc ion binding; hydrolase activity, acting on ester bonds. The transcript is spliced from 7 exons. The record is from RefSeq and is a predicted model, not a curated record. NCBI's taxonomy places the organism in Eukaryota, Metazoa, Arthropoda, Insecta, Hemiptera, Cicadellidae.
AGUAGCUAAUUAUGGUUCAAAAUCCAAAGACUCUAAAAAUAGAGAAAAAGAAGCUGACAUUACCUCCGCUUCAAAAUGUAGCCCAAGCUCUCCAAAAAGGAUUGACUUCCUACUUUGAGUCAGUUGAAGUAGAAGUUGUGGAUUGUCCAGAUCUCACAUCUGCGCCUUACUGUCUGGCAGCCCCAGGCCUGUGCGGCAGUACUCGGGUGGUGGAGGUGGGGGGAGUGUCCCACUUUAUGCCCCUGUACCAGCCUGAUAAGAUCUACGACCUAAGAUACUUCCCAGACUUGUUGGGACUGCAGUCUGCUGCAUUCAUAGGGACAGGAGCCGGCCCUUUCACUCAGGGACACUGCUGCUGUGAGCUCUUGGCAAAUGCCUAUUUGUCUAAAAAAGAAGUCAAGAUCUUAAACCGGAUAGCUAAAGUAACAGAUGAGAAUGACAGAGGUUACAUUGUGGAACUUCUUCCUGCAAAUGAGACAAAGUUUGUCUUGAUGGCAAAUUUGUUUGUAUCUCAUGGAAAACCAGGAAAGGUUCUAAGAAUUCACUGCAAAAAGAGACUGAAAAAUUAUGAUUUUCCAGCUGCUGUAAGAAAGUGCUUGGCUCAAGAGUUUCAAAAUCAACACUUAGGACUUGGUGGAGUGUUCAUUGUGGAGGGCAGCAAAGUUAGACAACAUAUUCCUCCAAAAGAAUUUUCCAAAGUACCAAUCAAUACAUCAGAGCAAUUGAAUAACUGGCUGAAGUUUUUUGACAUGAAUCCACCACUGGUUUUUGUAGGAACUAUUCUCACUGACCAAAUGGACAUGGAUAUGAUUCUGCAACACUUCCACUCAUUCAGCCAGCAUGGAGAGGGAGGUCACUACCACUACGACACCACCCCAGCCACUGUGGAAUACACUGCAUACUUCAACUUGGCUGAGCUAGCUGUCCAUGUUGACAAGCCCCCACGAACCUCUAGUCUCUCAGUGGACAGUAUCACGCCUACUGGCACCAGCAGUCACUAGUCAUAGAAUAGCUUAGCAUAUCUGGACUUGUAAGAUUGUUGGAGAGAGGGAUGUAGGGUAUGAAAUCAAGUCCAUAGGUGCCACAAGGGGAUGGAAGGCUGGGAGUCAUAAUUUAGAUAGCUUGAUGGGGAAGCAAGUUUUUCUCCAGCAAAUGCACUUAAAUGUUUUGGCAAGUCAGCAUUGAAAUUUCAUCACUCUGUUAACGAAAAUAGUACAUUUCCGUCCAGCUGAACUACCUGAAAUUGUCAAUUUCUAAUCAAUCCAGCAAAACAUAUGAUUUUUCCUGUCAUAAACACUCUUUACCUAAACAAACUUUUUCCUUCCCAAACAAACAUUUUCCUUUCCCAAAUAAACAAAGUUUUUAUUCAGCUCAAGAGGAGAACUAAUCACAAUGCUGGUGACAGGGGGGCUGGGUCCAUUGCGCAGGGCCUGAGUAGACAGGCGGCCCGGAGGCUUCGACAAGCUGCCAAGGAUGUGAAGCAAGGGAUUGGGGAGGGGGGCUUGGGGGCCCGGCACUAUGGUUGCCCAGGGGCCCUGAGAAUCCUGUCACAUAAACCUAAUGUACUAAUGUAUGCAUUAUUUUAUUUAUUAAAAGAAUGUUUUUCAUUCAGCUGAUUUUAAAAUUACCAACCUAUGCCAUGAAAACUUUAAACAAAAUUACUAUAGAUCAUGGAAUCUAUAUAUUUAAACCCAUUCGGCCAU